Molecule: messenger RNA, 3421 nt
Organism: Cimex lectularius (bed bug)
Lineage: Eukaryota; Metazoa; Arthropoda; Insecta; Hemiptera; Cimicidae
Product: ATP-dependent RNA helicase DHX36-like
Exons: 21
Coding region: 227-3187 (986 amino acids)
Cellular component (GO): cytoplasm; nucleus; intracellular anatomical structure
Molecular function (GO): DNA helicase activity; G-quadruplex RNA binding; ATP binding
Source: RefSeq, a predicted model, not a curated record
GUAACCUUCUUCUUUACAUUUUUUUUUUCAGUCUUUCUGUUCUACUUUGUUGGUAAAUUCGUUCGGUAGGCAUUCUUGCCCGCUGGAAGGUAAACCGUGGGCACUGCACAGUCCAGGGAGGGUCGAGCCAUGAAUGAACACGAUUUGAUCUGAAGGUUGGAUCCAACCCGUAAUAAUUUUACGUCCAGGUAAACUUUUCCCUCCUGUUUACCGGCGCCUUCACGAAAUGCCAAAAACCUCGAAGAAACAGAGUAGUGGUAGAGAACAUGGAGAGCCGAGCAGGCAGAUCAACAGCAGAUUCCCAAAGUUCACCGAAGAAGAGUUGGCUGCUCCCAGACAUCCGUUCUGGGCGAAAGGGGCUGCCAUUGGGCAUUUCUACAGACUAAAAAGCAUUAAAACAAAAUCUUCUGGAGAAGUGAAAGAGAAGCGGAUAAAGAAAGCUGAUUGUAUUCCCCUUGAGCUCAGUGAAAAGAAACAGCAGCAAAUUUAUAACAUCUUGAGCAAAGUAACUACUCAAACCCCUCCAAGUAUAACUAAACUAAGAGCGGACGGCCAAAAAACGUGUCAAACAGAUGAAGAGAAGUACAAACAUAUUGAAGAGAGCACAUUUAAGAAAAAUUUUCUAAAUUCAAUUGGGGGCCUGAUGUCUGAAAUAAUUUCUCAUUCAGAGUACACUACAGAUAUGAAUAGAGAUGCUCAGAAAGAUUGGAUGUAUAUGGAACAGGAAAAGUACAAAGCAACCAGUACGAAAUACCAAGAGAUGCAGAAAUUCAGAAAAAAACUUCCAGCGAUGUCAAAAAAAUUUGAAAUAAUCAAACAUCUUAAGACAAAUAACGUUCUUUUAAUAAGCGGUGAAACUGGAUGUGGAAAAACUACACAAGUACCUCAGUUCAUUCUGGAAGACAAUAUUGAGAAUGCAAAUGGUUCCAUGACGCAUAUUAUUUGCACCCAACCAAGGAGAAUAUCAGCGAUUUCCAUCGCAGCCAGAGUUGCCGAUGAGCGAGGAGAAAAGCUUGGAGAUAGUGUUGGUUACCAAAUAAGACUUGAAAGAUCUCUGCCAAGAAAAUCUGGUUCGAUAUUGUUUGUAACAACAGGGGUUCUUCUGCAAUUCAUGAGGUCUGACCCACUUUUGAAGAAGGUGUCACAUGUCAUUCUGGAUGAAAUUCAUGAAAGGGAUACACUCUCAGAUAUGGUCAUAACCCUGUUAAAAGACAUUAUUCCUGCUAGGCCUGAUUUAAAAGUAAUUUUGAUGAGUGCUACUCUCAAUGCAGAUCAAUUUUCAAAAUAUUUUAACAACUGUCCAACAAUCAACAUUCCUGGAUUUACUUACCCUGUUAAAGAAUAUUACUUGGAAGAUGUCAUAGAAAUGUUAAGAUUUCAGUAUUCAACUAAAAGGAACAAACAAAGAAAAGCGAAAAAGACUGAACUGGAAGAAACCAAACUUCUUGGUCCAUUUUAUCGAAAUAUCGCAGGUAAAUAUUCAAAACAGACAAUAGAAAAUUUAAUGAUGCCAGAAAGCAGUGAGAUCAACAACAAACUGAUUAUUGCCUUGCUAACACAUAUUUGUCAGAAUAAAGGUCCUGGUGCGAUCCUGGUUUUCCUCCCUGGAUGGGAAAAGAUUAAAUCUUUAAACCGCGAGAUGACAGAAUCUGGAAAAUUUCCUUCUAGUCGUUAUGUGAUAAUUCCUUUGCACUCUUUAAUGCCAACUGUUAACCAAAGAACAAUUUUUGAUAGACCGCCAGCAGGUAUGAGAAAGAUAAUUUUAUCAACCAACAUUGCCGAGACAUCUAUUACAAUAGAUGAUGUUGUUUUCGUUAUUAAUUGUGGGAAAAUCAAAGUUAAGAAUUUUGAUAUUAAAAAUAACGUUUUGACACUUAAAGAAGAGUGGAUUAGCUGCGCUAAUGCGAAACAACGUAAAGGAAGAGCUGGAAGAGUCCAGGAAGGAAUUUGUUACCAUCUUUAUAUCAGUGUCAGGGAAAAUUUCUUUGCUGCAUACCAAUUACCAGAAAUGCUGAGGAUUCGUUUGGAAGAAGUGAUUUUGCAGGCGAAAAUCCUCCAGUUGGGAAAAAUUGCCCCUUUUCUUGCUAAAGUGAUGGAUCCGCCCAAUCCUGAUGCUGUUGAAUUAUCACUCGAACUUCUAACAAGUAUGAAUGCUUUGGAUGAGGAUGAGAAGCUGACCCCGUUAGGGUUUCAUCUUGCUAAUUUACCGGUAGAUCCACAUACAGGAAAAAUGAUUUUGUUGGCCUCUAUGUUUAGCUGUAUAGACACAAUGUAUUCAAUAGCUGCCAGCCUUUCCUUCAAAGAUGCAUAUUACAUACCUAUGGGAAGGGAAGAAGACGUAUAUAAUAUCAAAAAGAAUUUUGAUUCAGGUCAAAAAAGUGAUCAUCUUUCUAUGGCAAAAGUUAUACAUUUGUGGGAAAAUGAAAAAAGAUCAAGUUGGGAAAGUGCAAAACAUUUUUGUUAUAGGAAUUUCCUGUCCCAUAAUAUACUAGAACAACUCCAAGAGUUGAAGUUUCAGUUUGCAAAAUUAAUGUGUGACAUGAAUUAUCUUUCUACAUCAAAUGUUAAAGCGCCCGAGUCGAAUAAGAACUCAAAAAAUCUUGCGCUUAUAAAAGCAUUACUCUGUGGCUCACUCUACCCCAAUGUUGCAGUUAUAACAAAGCUUAAAAAGGUAAGAACGAAGAUAUUGACAACUGUAAGGUUACCGGAAAACAACCAGAAAGUCAUUAUACAUCCUAAGUCUGUUAAUGAUAGCUAUGAAAGUUUUGAAAGCAGAUUUUUGGUUUACUAUGAAAAAAUGCGAUGCCUCAAUUCGACGUUUCUUUUUGAUACAUCCAUGAUAUUUCCUCUACCUCUGAUAUUUUUUUGUGAGAAAUUUAGUGUGGAGGAUGAAGGAGAGCUCAGAAUAAUUGAAAUAAAUCCAAAUAUACGAUUUAUUUGUCAUUCCUCAUUAGCUAAAUUAAUAAUUGAAUUACGAGCUUGGUUGGAUUGGCUUCUUGAAUAUAAGUUAUCCCACCCUGGAGUCACAAACUGGUCAACAUCUAAUGAUGAGCAUUACAUUUUAAGCGCAAUAACAGAGCUAAUUACAACUGAACAUGAAAUGUAUGUCAAUUACGAUGAUGAGGAUGACGAUGAUGAUGAUGACGGAUUGCUGACACAAUGGCAUCAAUUUUCUAUUAAUACUUAAAACACUGUUCUGUACAUAUAUGAUUAUUACUUUGUAGGAAUGCAGAAUCGUUUCUUUUUUCAGGGUGUUCCUUUUUCAAAUUGAUAAUUUUAAUUUUCCAGUGAAAUUCUCAGUAUAAUCUCAAUUAGAGAUUUAAUGAGCAGGUUCUCCAUCAUUGGAAGAUUAAGAAGUUAUUGAUUUUUUUUAGUUGUAAAAAGUUUGUCAUUAAUUUUGAAUAAAAAGGCGUAGAAAAUU